Messenger RNA from Branchiostoma belcheri (Belcher's lancelet), 656 nucleotides. Its product is annotated as serine/arginine repetitive matrix protein 3-like. NCBI's taxonomy places the organism in Eukaryota, Metazoa, Chordata, Leptocardii, Amphioxiformes, Branchiostomatidae. The transcript has 2 exons. The record is from RefSeq and is a predicted model, not a curated record. Bases 1 to 546 code for a protein of 181 amino acids.
AUGUACCGCCACCGGGAAGGUGCCGAGGAAAGAGGGGGCGGCUCGGUGACUUUGCCCCGCUCGGGAGCUCCACAGGGCGGCGGUGGAGUCGCCGGCGGGGAGGGUGAGAUCAAGUCCCCGCCCAAGUCCGGCAGCCACGGACGAAGCCCCGCCCGUACCGUGCCGGGCGCCCGGGCGGGACUAGCUCGGGAAUCGACGGCGAGCAAUCGCACACUCUCUCUCCAGUCGUUUUGCUACCCCGCCGGCCAGGCUGCCACUCCCCGCGAGGGCAGCCAGAGGUCGACAACCGGCUCGGAAGGCGGCCGUUCCUCCGCUCCUGCGGGCGAGGUCGGCCGUGCCGAGGGCGUCCGGAACCAGCGCCGGGGCAAGCCUCCGCGGAGGCACCGCCCGGGUCCUCGCGACCCACCGGCGACGGCUCGCCCUUCCGUCUGCGUGCGAGUACGCCUUGCCGACUCGGCGGUCAGAGACCCGGCCGCCCGCCCUGCCGGCGGGCGCGUCGGUCGUGAGAGUGCGGGACCGUUCCUGACGGGACGGCUCGGGCGUUGAAGGGAAGUAACGGUCAGGUGUGGCCGGGACUUCUGCAAUCAGGCUCCCGAGGGUUCGCGGUCAGCUCUACGGCGCGUUCCCGCCUUACGUCAGCGACGGACUCGAGCGGU